UCUACCCCUCUCUCUUUUAAGUUUUAUCCUCCCACCAUUCUCAUUCGUUCUCAUUCUCACUCCAAAACUCUCUCUCUCACACAAUCUCACUCUCUCACUCUUUCAUCACUGAAAAUGGCUCUUCUACUAGACAACUGUGAAGGCAUUUUACUCUCUCUAGACUCACACAAAUCAGUCCCAGCACCAUUCCUCACCAAAACAUACCAACUCGUCGACGAUCCAUCCACAGAUCACAUAGUUUCUUGGGGAGAAGACGACUCCACCUUCGUCGUUUGGCGUCCACCGGAAUUCGCCAGAGACCUCCUCCCAAAUUACUUCAAACACAACAACUUCUCCAGCUUCGUCCGCCAACUCAACACUUAUGGUUUUAGAAAGAUUGUACCUGAUAGAUGGGAGUUUGCUAAUGAGUAUUUCAAGAAAGGAGAGAAGCAUUUGCUAUGUGAGAUUCAUAGAAGAAAAACAACGCAGCCGCAACAAACCGGAAUCAUGAGUCACCACCACCAUCAGCACCACCACCAGCACAACAUUCCUCCGAGCUUUUUCCCGUUUUCGAACACUAGAGUAAGCAUUUCUCCACCUAAUGACUACUCCGAUGACCAACUCAACAACUGGUCUUGUGAUUCUCCGCCAUUAACUUCACCGUCAUUCAUCAACGGAGGACAAACAACGACCACCACAACGUCGACAAACUACAACACUUCUGUUACUGCUCUUUCCGAAGACAAUGAAAGACUAAGAAGAAGUAACAACAUGUUAAUGUCGGAGUUAGCUCACAUGAAGAAGCUUUACAAUGAUAUAAUCUACUUUGUUCAGAAUCAUGUUAAGCCUGUUGCUCCGAGUAACUCUUACUCUUCUUCUUAUUUACUACCACAAGCUUCUUCAAAUCCUUCAAAUCUUAAUCCUAUCAAUGGUGGUGGUAAUGUUUCAAUGAUGCAAAGACCAAUGAACCAGCUUUUGGGGUAUUACAGUAAUAACACCAACAAUAACUCUACCAACCCUAAACAUGUGACUCAGCUUCAACAUCAAAAUCAAUCUCAUCAUCAUGGUGCAAAUGUGAAUGUGAACUCUCCAACAACCACAUCAAGAAGCUCUAUAACAAUGGUGGAAGGACACAACAGUAAUAGCUAUAACUGCAGCAAGACAAAGCUUUUUGGAGUAUCACUACAGUCCAAGAAAAGAGUGCACCCUGAAUGUGGAUCUAAUAAUCCAACUAAUUUGGAAACCAACAAGACUCGUUUGGUUUUGGAUCAGAAAGAUGAUUUUGAUUUUGAUUUGGGUUUGAAUCUCAUGCCUCCUUCCACUUGUUAACUAAUUAGCUAGUUUCUGAAAAGAAAAAAAAAAUCAAUUAAUCCUAAGUUAGCUAGCUUCUUUUUUCUUCUUCUUCUUUUAUAUUUACUUGUUUGUUUUCAUUUUAUUUCUAUGAUUGAAAAUUCAAGUUGAUCAAGUUUUGAGUCACGGAGGAGCUAAAUGAUCAUAUUGAUGGAAACAUGUGUUUGUGCGUGCGUGUAUGCGUGUGUGAUUCUGUGUACAUAUAACUUAGUGCCAAUGUUAUUAUCUUUGUUCACAAUAGUUGAGAUUUGGUAGUAUAGUAGUAGUAAGAACUAAGAUUAUUAAAGAUUCAAAUUCAAGCCAAACUUUAAAUGUUCAAGUUCAAAACCUCUGUAUUUGGUUGAGUUUUUCUCAUUUUCAUUGGUGCAAU
Molecule: messenger RNA, 1699 nt
Organism: Vicia villosa (hairy vetch)
Lineage: Eukaryota; Viridiplantae; Streptophyta; Magnoliopsida; Fabales; Fabaceae
Product: heat stress transcription factor B-4-like
Exons: 2
Coding region: 115-1308 (397 amino acids)
Biological process (GO): regulation of transcription by RNA polymerase II
Cellular component (GO): nucleus
Molecular function (GO): RNA polymerase II cis-regulatory region sequence-specific DNA binding; DNA-binding transcription factor activity
Source: RefSeq, a predicted model, not a curated record